CGGCCAGCGCGGGCACCGGGGACCGCUGGGCGCUCGGCCCCGCCGCGCGGGCGCGGCCUGCUGUCGGAGGGAAAAGGGAUGUGGAGCCGAGGCGGGGUCCGCGGGCCGCGCGGGAGGACGGACCGGGAUGCUGCCGCCCCGCGUGCCGACCACACCGCCGGGGCCCGGCCGCCGUUCGCGUCCGCAGCCGGUGCAGCCUCCCGCGCUGCCGCACAUGGAGCCUUCGUCCCCGCGCCUACCUUACAAUGCGAAGACACAGAAAUGAAGUGACAGUGGAACUCCGGAAGAACAAAAGAGACGAGCACUUACUGAAAAAGAGAAAUGUUCCCCAAGAAGAAAGCUUAGAAGAUUCAGAUGUUGAUGCUGAUUUUAAAGCACAAAAUGUAACACUAGAAGCUAUAUUGCAGAACGCCACCAGUGAUAACCCUGUAGUCCAGCUGAGUGCUGUCCAGGCAGCAAGGAAGCUGUUAUCCAGUGACAGAAAUCCACCAAUUGAUGACCUAAUAAAAUCUGGGAUUUUACCGAUUCUAGUCAAGUGUCUAGAAAGGGAUGAUAAUCCUUCAUUGCAGUUUGAAGCUGCUUGGGCACUAACUAAUAUAGCAUCAGGAACUUCUGCACAGACUCAAGCUGUUGUACAGUCUAAUGCAGUGCCACUUUUUCUGCGACUCCUCCAUUCCCCACAUCAGAAUGUUUGUGAACAAGCGGUGUGGGCUUUGGGAAACAUUAUAGGUGAUGGUCCUCAAUGUAGAGAUUAUGUCAUAUCACUGGGAGUUGUCAAACCUCUUCUGUCCUUCAUCAACCCCUCCAUUCCCAUCACCUUCCUUCGGAACGUCACAUGGGUCAUUGUCAAUCUCUGCAGGAAUAAGGACCCCCCACCGCCUAUGGAGACAGUUCAGGAGAUUUUGCCAGCUUUGUGUGUCCUCAUAUACCAUACGGACAUAAAUAUCCUUGUAGACACUGUUUGGGCUCUGUCAUACUUGACAGAUGGAGGAAAUGAGCAGAUACAGAUGGUUAUUGAUUCAGGGGUUGUACCCUUCCUUGUGCCCCUUCUGAGCCACCAGGAAGUGAAAGUUCAAACUGCAGCACUCAGAGCAGUUGGGAACAUAGUGACUGGAACUGAUGAGCAGACCCAGGUGGUUCUCAACUGCGAUGUCCUGUCCCACUUCCCAAACCUCUUGUCACACCCAAAAGAGAAGAUCAAUAAGGAAGCAGUAUGGUUCCUUUCCAAUAUAACAGCAGGCAAUCAGCAGCAAGUUCAAGCUGUGAUAGAUGCUGGGUUAAUCCCCAUGAUUAUUCAUCAGCUUGCUAAGGGGGACUUCGGAACACAAAAGGAAGCUGCUUGGGCAAUUAGCAACUUAACGAUAAGUGGCAGAAAAGAUCAAGUUGAGUACCUUGUACAGCAGAAUGUAAUACCACCAUUCUGUAACUUACUGUCAGUAAAAGACUCUCAAGUCGUUCAGGUGGUUCUGGAUGGUCUAAAGAACAUCCUGAUAAUGGCUGGUGAUGAAGCAAGCACAAUAGCCGAAAUCAUAGAAGAGUGUGGAGGUUUGGAGAAAAUUGAAGUUUUGCAGCAACAUGAAAAUGAAGACAUAUAUAAAUUAGCAUUUGAAAUCAUAGAUCAAUAUUUCUCUGGUGAUGAUAUUGAUGAAGAUCCUAGCCUCAUUCCUGAAGCAACACAAGGAGGUACUUACAACUUUGACCCAACAGCCAACCUCCAAACAAAAGAAUUUAAUUUCUAAGGUCAAUUAAGUGCAGCAUCUUUCAUUCAAUACAAAACACCACCAGAUGGCCACCAAGCGAUAAGACAGCAAGCAGCAGAAGGCUCCCAGCACUCUUGCCUCUUCGUUUUGAUGCUUCUAAAGCAAGCCAUGUCUCAGUCACUUUGCAGUUGCCAAAAGUCACUCUCACAUGGACUGUAAAUGCAUAUGCAUGAUUUCCUAAACUGUUUUAGAAUUCUCCCUAACAAUCUCAACUACCCUGUUUUUCCAUGUCCCCUGGUGCCACAUGCUGACAACUGCGGUCUCCAGUUAGAAUAUUCCAUAGUGGUGGUGUAUCAGCUGCUGGCUGAUGCUCCUUUGGAAAAAGGUGCACUGUGGAUCAAGACACUUUGGUAUGAUGCAUAUUCAUGUUGGAAGACUACAGAGGUGCAGUGAUCUGAGCCUCCAUCAUUGUCCUCCACAAACAUAUUUUCAUAUUCUUAUGUGAAGAAUUAAAGUACAAGCCAAAUGAUUUUCAUUGGUGGACACAUAAAAAAGUAAUAACUUCAAAACAAGAAACUUGGUUAUUGAUUAAAAAGAUAAGUUUUUUAAAACUGUACUUCACCUACCAUUAAUUGAUGUGUUUAUUAUCUGCCUCAGAAGCCAGGGUUGGAGCAAGAGCUUUAGAUAUCAGUGGUAAUGCUUUCGCCAUUAUACCUAAUUGUUGAGAACAGCAAAUCCUAUUUGACCACUCACUUCAGCCUGUGUGUUCCUGCUGUUUUGAAUAAUCAAAUGCUGUGCAUGGUCUCUACCUGAGCUGCAACCUGUUACAGACUUGAACUUCUGUUAAGUUGAAAGCAAGAGUCCCUGACUACAAAAAAAAAAAAAAAAA
This is a messenger RNA of Onychomys torridus (southern grasshopper mouse), 2589 nucleotides long. RefSeq names its product karyopherin subunit alpha 3 (gene Kpna3). NCBI's taxonomy places the organism in Eukaryota, Metazoa, Chordata, Mammalia, Rodentia, Cricetidae. Gene Ontology annotation, cellular component: nucleoplasm; nucleus; cytoplasm. Gene Ontology annotation, molecular function: nuclear import signal receptor activity; protein binding. The record is from RefSeq and is a predicted model, not a curated record. The coding region runs from base 246 to 1739 and encodes 497 amino acids. The transcript is spliced from 17 exons. Gene Ontology annotation, biological process: NLS-bearing protein import into nucleus.